Messenger RNA from Apis dorsata (giant honeybee), 4491 nucleotides. It is a transcript of the gene mAChR-B, whose product is annotated as muscarinic acetylcholine receptor gar-2. Gene Ontology annotation, molecular function: G protein-coupled acetylcholine receptor activity; G protein-coupled serotonin receptor activity. Lineage: Eukaryota; Metazoa; Arthropoda; Insecta; Hymenoptera; Apidae. The record is from RefSeq and is a predicted model, not a curated record. Gene Ontology annotation, cellular component: membrane; dendrite; synapse. Gene Ontology annotation, biological process: G protein-coupled receptor signaling pathway, coupled to cyclic nucleotide second messenger; chemical synaptic transmission; adenylate cyclase-inhibiting G protein-coupled acetylcholine receptor signaling pathway. The transcript is spliced from 5 exons. The coding region runs from base 1173 to 3938 and encodes 921 amino acids.
CCCAGGUUCUCCGCCCGAUUAUGAAGAAAACUAGGUGAAUUGAUAACAAACGCGGCGUAUGAACGAUUCAUCCCUCUCGCGCGGCCCUCGAACGCCGGUUGUGCGCAUGCGCAGCCUUGGAAUCAGGCUGCACAUCAUCGCGACGCCAUGCGGCACUCACUUGAAUUCUCGCCGCGUGUCCGUCGAAUUCUCCCCCAUUCGUGGCAGAGUUUGAAAACGCGACGGAGCCGGAAGUUGCGCGCUUCUGUGCCAAUCUUUCCCUUCAAGCUCGAGAUCGAGCAAUGUCUUUCUAGAUAAAAAUAAACAACAGAUACAUCGGAUUAUUUUACAUCAUUAUUAUUCGAUUUAUAUUCGACAUAUAUUCCAUUGGAUUGUACAGCUCGAUGUAUCAUUCUCUCGAAUAAUGUGGUGCGCGGGUGAAGAGGAAAGACAAGUGGAUUAAUUAGCAAAACGAUUUCGAAGAAGUAUGUUGUGGAUGCAAUUUCGUUAUUCGAUCGGUUGAUCAUCGUAGCUGGUAAUGCCGUUUCACUGGAAAGAUUUAUCGCGAGGUUGAUUACGAGUGAAAGGAUAGAAAGUCGAGGAGAGAUUGAGGGGAAUAUAUGAUCAAAAUCCGUUAACGAAAAGGAGAAGUAUUCGAAGUAAUGGUGAAAUAUUAUUCGUUAAGGAUUAUUGGUUAUUGUUAAGGAAAAUUGUUCAGGGAUUUGGUUAUUAGUUAGGAGGAAUUGUCAGUGAAUAUUGGAAAUGUGAAGGGUUUGGCUCAAUGUAAAUUUACGUUAUGAUUACGUUGUUAAUCAGUUGAGAAAGUAUAGUCGAUUUAGAUGAUAUUUGUGCAAUUGUAUGUUUAUCGUUAAGUUUAAUUUUUACGAAUUAAGAAUCGUUUCAUUGGAUUUCGUUUGCAUCGAAUUUAUUGGAAUGAUAUUAUCUGUGGAUUGUUAAGUUGCAACGUGACAACUCAAUACCGAUUCAGAACUUGGGAAGAUGAAACUAAGAACUCAGGCAGGCAUGACGAAGUGGAACACCGAGAAUUGAAGUUUUGGGGAUUUAUGUGGCCUACUUUGGCGCAGUCCUCCAGUCGAAGGAUAUACAAGAAUGCUCAAGAGGUGAUUGGUUAUUAAAGUGAAGGUGUCAGUGGUUUUGAAAGUUACUGCCACCGCAAUUUUUCGUCUAGUGAAAUGGAGAUAAAUGGGACAGACAGCAGCCUAAAUGGCACCGAAGCUAAUCGCACUACUUCUCCUGUCUUCAUUAUUAGCACGCGUUAUAUGACACAAUGGAAACGAGAGAGGCAACGGGAACGUCUUUGUCGCAUGUACAAUCAAGUUUUAGCGGAAUGCUCCCAGCUUAAUGGAAGCUGGCCUGACCCGGAUGAUCCACGUUGGAACAGUGGGGAAUAUGUAGAACUUCUGUCAGAAUGGUUUCCGUCAAAUAUUACCAACGGAACGAUAACGGGGAACGCAACAACCUUAUCAACCGCGGAACCUUUCACACCUGUUCUACCACCCUUCGAACUAUGGCAGACGAUACUGAUCGCUUUCUCCCUCGCAUUAUGUAUACUAUUAACUGUCGGCGGUAACAUUCUCGUCCUCCUGGCAUUUAUCGUAGAUAGGGCUAUCAGACAGCCGAGUAACUACUUCAUCGCCUCAUUAGCAGCCACCGAUAUGCUUAUUGGAACUGUAUCCAUGCCAUUCUACACGGUCUACAUUCUGAUGGGAUAUUGGAAUCUUGGACCUUUGCUCUGCGAUUUAUGGCUGUCCGUAGAUUACACGGUAUGCUUGGUAUCCCAGUACACGGUAUUAUUGAUCACAAUUGAUCGAUUUUGUUCGGUGAAAAUAGCAGCCCAAUAUCGCAGCUGGCGCACGAAAAAUCGCGUAAUCUGGAUGGUUACGAUCACCUGGAUUAUACCGGCCUUGCUCUUCUUCAUCAGUAUCUUCGGCUGGGAGCAUUUUAUCGGUUACAGGGACCUAGAUCCCGGCCAAUGUACCGUUCAAUUCCUCAAAGAUCCCGUUUUCAACACCGCUUUGAUAAUCGGUUACUAUUGGACCACGCUUGUUGUUCUGUUCAUCUUAUACGGCGGUAUAUACAAGACGGCUUACGAUAUGCAGAAAAAGAGCGAGGCCAAGCAGAGGAAAAUGCAAUCGAUGGUUGCCCUCAGCGCGGGCGCGAUGUCCGGUAUGGCGGGUCGGGCGGCUGGUAUAGGUAUAUCGAAGACGCAAAGCACCCUUUUGAGCCAGGAUAAGCCGAAGCUAAGCGCGUCGGGUGACGAGGAGGGGGGUGGCGACGGUUCAGGGCAGAAGACUUCCUCAAAGACUUCCGGAACCACCGGCGUGACCGACUCGACGGAGAAACAAAUAGGUGGAAGCAUGGCCCCGACGGAGACGGAAAAAUCCGAACGAAGUAGUAGUCCAGCGUUCGAUUCGGACGAGGAGAGCACGAUGGGCCCUGCUGCUCAACAGCUCGCCAACAUCAGGAAACGAUCCUCUUUAGCCGGCCUGGUCGUGCAGACCGGCGCCCUCCCAGUUUUCUCCACUAACGGCCACUUGAACGGAAUCGUUCCGGCCAAGGCCGACCUGAACUUGCAAGCAUCGAAGAAGCUCCUCCCCCCCGUGGCCGCUGGCCCGACGUGCGACAUGGCCACGCAGAAAGCUCAAACAUUGCCGAAGAUACAAGAGUUGAGCCUCUUGGACACGGACAAUGUGCUCGAACCCGACAGGUCGAGCAGUCAGACGUUGACACCUGAACAGUCUCGCUGCAACGGGGACGCGACCCCUCAUCAACGACCGCUCACUUCCGCCGAGACGUCACCACCCACUCACCCCGCUCGUUCGAUCAGCGGAAGCCAACAGAACAUCAUACCACCGCCUACGCAGUUUCGAAGCAGCCCCCAAGUGUCCGACAGCCCAUCCACGUCCUCGUCCACGGACAGACCCAAGUCGUUGGUCGUGUCGUCUCACGGGACAGCAGGUACUUUCGAUAUUCUGACAGGGUUGGACGGGGGGGAUUUGAGGUACAUGGACGAAAGUUCGGUUAUAUUGCCCAGCCCAUCUUAUGAGAGUCCAUCGUCUUCCUUCUCGUACAGCCUGGCGAAUCCGCUUUCGAGCGCCCCCUCGUCGCCCAUUCUAGGGAAUAUCCCUACCUCGUCCAACACGAGCUUGCUGCAGGCAGCAUUGAUCAGAGCCACGGCCCAGCAAGUGAGCAAUCAGCAAUCGGCGGGAGGCGGCCAGAGCAAGCAGAGUCAACCGAUAAUGUCGAACGCCUCCAGUCAAACCCAUCCUCCUCGCGUGUUCAUUACACAAAAAUCGAACGUCGCUUCUCAAACAUCGCCUACGGUGAGCAAAGUGCACACGGAGGUGAGCGUGAAAGCGAAGGACACGAAGCAGCAACCGGUGACGACGAUCGUCAGCGCGCACUCGGUGGAGAAGAACAACGCGACGAAUCAGUAUUCUGAGCAAGAAGCGAGGAUCAAUCCUCCGCAGAAUUCGUCCUCCAGCGGUAGCAUGGUGCCCACGAUUUCCGGGACGACGGGAAACGAGCAAGACGCGAAGAAACAGUCGAAGAAGAGGGACGCGCGGGGCAGCGAGGAAGGUGGCUCGAGGAAGGACUUCGUGAAGACGAUUGGGAAACGUUUGAAGACGAAAACGCAGAGGAGGGAUCCUUUGUUGAGCAGGCAAAAAUCACGGACCGAGAACAGGGCUCGGAAAGCUUUCAGGACGAUAUCUUUCAUUCUAGGCGCAUUCGUCGCUUGUUGGACACCGUAUCACAUUUUGGCGCUAGUGGAGGGUUUUUGUACGAACAAACCGUGCACCAACGAACAUCUGUUUAUGUUCUCGUAUUUCUUGUGUUACACAAAUAGCCCUAUUAACCCGUUUUGUUACGCAUUGGCCAACCAGCAAUUCAAGAAGACUUUUACGAGAAUAUUGAAAGGUGAUCUGCACAUGACGUAAAAGAAGGAGGGGAUUCGAAGAGAGGAGCAAAUAAAAAAAAAAAAAAAAGGAAAUAAAUAAGCUUGGAAAUAAGGUGAAUAAGGCCUUCCGUAAUUAAAUACCGAAUUAAUAUUUAAAUGCCAUUGUUUAAUGGUCAAAUUGGACAAUAAGAUUAGUAGGAUGACUUGCGAUUUAAACGCAGGCACAAAAAAAAAGUACCGUGUGCUUCGUGUAUAUAGUAAUAGGAUGCGUUGGUGUAGUUUUAGACUCGGAUGUACAUAAUGUAUAUGUAUGAAUAUUUGUUAAAUUCUGUGCAGGAAAGCAUUAAAAAAAAAACAAAAUGUAGAAAGAAACGUAACGUAUUUGUAGUAUUUAGAUAACUGUGCGUUAUUACAAUAAUAAUCGCUUUACAAUAAGUGCUUCGAUGAACGUGAAAACAUCAAUACGAGUUAAGAUACUCUUUAAAGAAAGGAUAUUAGAUACACACGUAAGUCUAUUAGGUUUAAUUGAACGAUCGAAUCGUUAGUCGGGAGGAAAGAAAACAAGAGGAAUGAAUAUGAUUAAUAGAAAGACA